AUGUCUGUACAAACCUCUGACGAAGUAUGUCACGCCCUCGCACACAAUAACCUCCUCCGCGUCUUCUCCAAUCGAGACGCCGUGUCUCGCUGGGCGGCGAUCCAGGAAACGUACCAUCCCAAUGUCGUCUUCUACGAGCCCGACGAUAUGGUCACGGGCCAUAAGGCUGUCGACGCCAAAGCUGCGGCAUUGCCAGACCAAAGGGAGGGCUGGGAGUUUGUGCCCGUGGGGAACGUGAAGAGGAAUCAUGAUAUGGUUUACCUGGCUUGGGGGUUCGGCCCGCCGAAAAUUUCCGGACAAGGACAAAAACAUGGUGGAAGGAGUGGUGGAAGCAGCGUCGAUGUCGAUGUCAAGGCCACGGGGGCAGACGUGUUGAUGGUCAGGGAGGGGAAGGUUGAGAAGUUCUGGGUCGUGUUGGACGGAGUGAGUGAUGUGAAAGUGUAG
This is a messenger RNA of Exophiala xenobiotica, 444 nucleotides long. RefSeq lists its product as uncharacterized. The transcript has a single exon. NCBI's taxonomy places the organism in Eukaryota, Fungi, Ascomycota, Eurotiomycetes, Chaetothyriales, Herpotrichiellaceae. The coding region runs from base 1 to 444 and encodes 147 amino acids. The record is from RefSeq and is a predicted model, not a curated record.